Molecule: messenger RNA, 396 nt
Organism: Lactuca saligna
Lineage: Eukaryota; Viridiplantae; Streptophyta; Magnoliopsida; Asterales; Asteraceae
Source: the annotation of a GenBank genome assembly
AUGCAUCUCACCAAAACCCUCCGCAUACCUCCAACACACGACUCGACAAUUUCCUCCCCAACUCCCCAACAUUACCAUCGCCCUUCUCCAACCACUCCCACCACCACCUCCACCUCCUCCUCCUUCUCCGGCUCCGGCCCAGCCACAGCCACAGCCACAGCCACGACCCUAUUUAAUCCUUUAAACCAAGUCAAAUUUUAUCAUAUCUUUUUUGAAUCCCGAUGCUCCCUCUCCCCCUCUUCUGUUCUAGUGCUAAUGGCCGUUAUCUCCUUGGACCUUUUUCUCGGAUUCAUGUUAAUUGAAUUCAUCUCAUUUCUUCGAGACCUGUAUCCUAUUAUUCCUAUUCCUAUUCCUAUUCCUCCCCACAUGCUUCCUCCUCCUGCUUUUAAGCGUUAA